AUGACAAGCCAAGUCACGGUUAGUGAACGCAGACCCAUUCACGCGUCGACUCCAACAACACUCGCUUCUCCCUUCAUCCUGGGUCCAUUCGACCAGACUGCGGGUUUCGUGCCUAUCCAAGUCGUCUGGCUCUAUGAGGCGCAACAGGAUAAAGAAGUCAUCGCUAUCGAGCGUCUUCAACGCGCCAUAGAGCUCUUGCUCUCGUAUUACCCCCAUCUUACCGGUCGAAUUCGAGUCGAUUCCAAGUCUGGCCUCCGCCAAAUUGUUAAAUUCGAAGCCGGUGCUGAAUUAGUGCUGGCCAACUGCAAUGCUCGUCUCGAUUCCUUCGAUGACCCAUCGCCUGGUCGUAUCAUGGCUUUGCCUGGCAAGGGAAACGCCCUCCUCCCGCCAUUCGAUCCAAACCCAGCCAAUUGCGAGUCCCAGCCAAUUAUAGCUAUCCAGCGUACUCGUUUCUCAUGUGGCGCUGUCGCUCUCGGCAUUCGAGGAGCACACACAAUCUGUGAUGGCGUUGGAUAUUUCCUACUUGUCCGCCAUCUCGCUGAACUCUAUCGUGGUCUAUCGAGUUCAGACAAACCCACACUCUCCCGGCCCCCAUAUCUUGCACCGCUUGUGGCUGAACUCAUUGGAGCACCGUCCCAUGAGGAAUCGAAUUUCGAGCCAACCGUGUUGACAACCAAGCCACCACCGGGCCCUCCAUACUCCCCUCCGCCAUAUCCUCCAGUCGGCCGCUUUCUGCGAUUCACUCGCGAUCAUCUCGCCCGAAUCAAGCAACUUGCAACUGAACCCGGCGGUAGUGGCUGGGUCAGCACACUCGACGCACUUACGGCCCAUCUCUAUCAAAGCGUAUAUCGUGCUCGCUUGAAGCUUUUUGCUCAAGACCCAAGCCUUGGCACCCUGUCCGCGCCAGAUUUCUUGACCGCUGUCAACACCCGUGCCGGUCUCGGUAUUUCCGAUCCGGAAUUGUACUUCCCCAACGCCAUCUUUGCUGCCUUCAUCACCGUCGAGCCGCCAGAACUCGAGCGUCUUGGCCUGCCCGACGGUCCCCUCUGGAAAACAGCCAAAGUCUUCCACGAACUCAUCCGCUCUCCUGCUGUCAGCGACACUUCAGAAAUAAACAACACCCUUCGCUGGAUCGCGCGCCAGCCCGACCUGCGGGCCAUCCAGAGCGGGCUGCGGUACGGAACAGGUAGCUUCAUGUUCUCUGCUUGGAGCAAGUUGGAGUAUAUCGAUCUUGAGUUUGACGAGGGCGUCAAACCGGUGCUUGCCUGCCCGCCCUUUACACUGAGUUCGACUCUGGAUGGGUUGGCAUACUCGUUGCCGCCAGAGCGUGGCGCAAAGGAGGGAGAUAUCGACGUGAAUAUGGCUCUGAUAGAGCCGAUGUGGCCAAUUGUGACAAAAGAAUUAGGUUUAGAGUAG
Messenger RNA from Mycena indigotica, 1416 nucleotides. RefSeq lists its product as uncharacterized. NCBI's taxonomy places the organism in Eukaryota, Fungi, Basidiomycota, Agaricomycetes, Agaricales, Mycenaceae. Gene Ontology annotation, molecular function: acyltransferase activity, transferring groups other than amino-acyl groups. The transcript has a single exon. The coding region runs from base 1 to 1416 and encodes 471 amino acids. The record is from RefSeq and is a predicted model, not a curated record.